GCCACUUCAGUUUCUUGCUCUUACCACCAAUGGCAACACUUGUCAAACCAAUUACUUAUUUCAUUCUGAUAAUUUUAACGACAUGUAGCCCAACUCAAGCUAGAGAGAGCAAAUUCUUCUCCAAAUAUGCUCACCUAGCCACAACCAAUUUUGUGUCAGUACCUAGUAGUACUAAUCUCAAAAUAGAUGUCCCCUCAUCUCCAUCUCCAUCCUCAGCUCCCUCCCCAUCCACAAGCCAUAUCAGUGGCGUCCCAGCGGGGUCGCCCACGGCCCCCUACUCCAGCCCAUCCCCGUCCCCUACAACCCUCGGGGACGAAGAGAGCCCAUCCCCGGCCCCCACCAUUGUAGACACCGAAUACAGCCCGGCACCUACUCCUACCGGGGCCGGAGAGAGCCUUGCCCCGACUCCAGAGUACAGCCUGGCACCAACCCCUAGUGUGACAAGCUCCAGAGAUAGCCCUGCCCCGGCCCCAUUUGAGGACGGGGAAGAAGAGGAGGAACUGAACAACAACAACAAGUACUACUAUAACAACAACAACAAAGAAGCCUACACAUAUGCGAAGAGCGGGGCACAAGGCAUGAGUGAUACGAGAAUAGAAGACAACAAGUACUACUAUGACAACGAGCAUGAGCACGAAAGCCAACCAGAGGGGAUGAGCGAUUCGAGAAUACAAGGCAGCAGUGAGUACUACUACAAUACCAAGCACGACAGCUACAGCCGUAGUGGCCGCGAAAGCCAACCACAGGGGAUGAGUGAUACGAGAAUAGAAAACAACAAGUACUACAACUACAGCCCAGUGGGAGGCGAGAGCAGCAAUGAGGAGGGAUACUACUACAAUGGGAGCUACAACAAGUCCAAAUAUGAGUUCGAUUCGAUGGAAGAGUAUGAGAAACAGCAGGGUUAUGCAGAUGUUCAACAGGAGUUCAUCAAUCCUUGAACCAUUUAAGGGUAUCUUUUUGGUGAUGACACAAGAGUGUGUGGUUUCAAAUUUACUUGCAAUGGGGUUCUGUUGUAGACUAAUACUUCCAACUUCUUUGCCUUUAUUGCUCUGUUUUUCCCUUUGCAUUGGGCAAUUGCCAAGUUGAUGAAUGGAACUUCUUGCAAUUAAUUACUCUA
Messenger RNA from Salvia splendens (bonfire salvia), 1117 nucleotides. Its product is annotated as microtubule-associated protein RP/EB family member 1-like. The transcript is spliced from 2 exons. Bases 30 to 938 code for a protein of 302 amino acids. NCBI's taxonomy places the organism in Eukaryota, Viridiplantae, Streptophyta, Magnoliopsida, Lamiales, Lamiaceae. The record is from RefSeq and is a predicted model, not a curated record.